Pseudonaja textilis is the source of this 2050-nucleotide messenger RNA. Its product is annotated as HLA class II histocompatibility antigen, DR alpha chain-like. The record is from RefSeq and is a predicted model, not a curated record. Gene Ontology annotation, biological process: immune response; antigen processing and presentation. Lineage: Eukaryota; Metazoa; Chordata; Lepidosauria; Squamata; Elapidae. Gene Ontology annotation, cellular component: MHC class II protein complex; membrane.
ACUUUCAGUCUGGGCGACUCUGCAACGACUCUGCAACGACUCUGCAUGGCUGUCCAAGGCAACGGAGCGGGGGCCUCGGUGGGGCUGGCGCGGCUCCUGGCGCUAAUGCUCCUGGCCCAGGCUGAACUCGGGAGAGCCCAGGAAAUCACUGACCCUGGCGUGGAGAUGUUGUCCCAGGUGGCUUUUGUCCAGAAGACGCGCUGGAACACCAGCAGCAGCUCUGAGUUCAUGUUCGAAUUCAACGACGAUGAGAUUUUCCACGUGGACCUGGAGCAGAGGGAGACCAUCUGGCGCCUGCCCGAGUUUGGCCGCUUCACCAGCUUCCAAGCCGAGGGCGCCCAAGGGAACAUCGCCGUCUUGCAGACCAACUUGGACAUCCUGAUGAAGAGAUCCAACUACACGCCCGCCGUUAAUGUGCCUCCAAAAUUGAUGCUGUACCCGGAGAAGGCGGCGGAAAUGGGGGAGCCCAACAUACUGAUCUGCAUGGCGGACAACUUCUCUCCGCCGGUGCUGAAAAUGGCCUGGUUCAAGAACGGCCAUCGGGUGACCGAAGGGGUGCAGACCACGGAUUACUACCCCAAGAAGGACCACGCCUUCCGCCGGUUCUCCUACCUGCCCUUCGUCCCAAACAUGGAUGACGACUACAUAUGCCAGGUGGAACAUUGGGGCCUCACGGAGCCCCUGGGCAAGAUUUGGGACAAAAAUAUGCAACAGCACCUCCCGGAGACGGUUGAGAACGUGGUGUGUGCGGUGGGCCUGGCGUUCGGCCUUGUGGGCAUUGUGAUUGGCACCAUCCUGAUGAUCAAGAGCCGGAAGAUGGGAGAGGCCUACUAUCGCCGUGGACGCCUGUAAACCAUGAUUGCAGGCUUGACUCCUGCCCGCCCUGACCCCAACCCCGGGAGCUGCAUUUACACUUGUGCUGCACACUUUUCUUUCUCCGACUCUCGUGAUGACUCCAGAGCAGGGUGGACGCCGUCUGCCCCACUGACAGUAUUUUUUUUCCCACCGCCCUCGUUGGAGGCCCCAGAAGUGAAACAUUCCCAGGGGCUCCUGGGGCUGCUUGCCUUCCAAGCAUUAGGUCUAGAGGGAAAUGUAGGAGGGUUUUUUUGGAGUGAGAGUGGUUUCUUUGGAGGCGCGUGGAGGCGUGGGAGAGUCCUCGGCGCUCUCUGAGCUUGAUUGUUUUCUUGUAAACAUUUCAUGACCCCAAUAGCUGACAUUAUCGGUGUUAGAAGGGAGAGAUCUCUGAGCUUGGCUGUCUUCCUGCAGACGUUUCAUGAUCCGAACUGGGUAAUGCUGUCAGCACCGAUGCGAUUACCUAGCUGGGUCAUGAAACGUCUUGAAGAAAACACCCAAGCUCAAGAGAGUACCCAGGACCCCUCAUAUCAACCCCGAGCUACAAAAGGUUCUCCUUUAUUGAGUGAAAACGCAGGGACCUUUUUCCAAAAGGCCCCUAGCGAUGGAGAAGGCUGGUUUUAAGGGGGCAGUUGGUCCACCCCUGCAGGACCAAGGCUAACUAAAAGGGGCGCCCUGUCUGGUGCUCAUCCCCCACCUCUUGAGUCAUUUUCUCUCCACCCUUUUCUGAUCAGCUGCAUGGGUUUAUUCAGGAUCCUUUUGUCCGUUGGGGAAGGCAGGGCGAGCGAUCCCUCUUCAAUGGCACCCACACACCCACACCCACACACACCCAUCUUGCUCUGUCAGAGACCUCCCUUCAGGCAACCUCUGACUGCCUCCACUAUUACAGCCGCGAUCCCAGGCCUGCUUGCUCCCGUUGAAUAGAAUUUGAACGCCCGCUUGCGUAGACAAAGGCAGAGGUCCCUACCCCCCUUUUCAGGACCCUGGACAGUGAUUUAGCCAUUUCCCUUGGGCUCCCUUGUAGAAUUAGUGAAGUUUCCCCCCCACACUUAGUGCUUCCUUCUGCACAAUACACCCCUCCCCCCAAAAAAUUUCUGUCCUGCAAAAUCAGCUCCUUAAUUUUUUUUUGCAGAAUCGGAACGCUUCAAGGCUGGCUAAUAAUGCUUCUUCUUUCUAAUAAAGAUAUUACUCAACUAUG